UCUUGACUUGUUACAUAUUUAGUUGAUUUGGUGAAGAUGAGUGAAUUGGAUGGCUUAGAUUCUGAGAGUUUUCUUUCAGAGUCUUCAGUGUCAUCAGAGAAUGUGACUGAGGUCGUAGAAUCAGUCCAUUCACUUCAAACUGACAAUAAUUUACUCAGUUUUUCAGAGAAAAAUGACGUCAAUUUGGGUCAAACCAGCCGUUAUGAACUGAAUCCCUUCCAUUUAUCCUCGGACCAGAGGCUUAAGAGAGGCACGAUUCAUGCGAUUGAAUUACAUAACUUUAAAAGUUAUUUUGGCACUGUGUUAAUAGAUAAAUUUGCUUCAUUUAAUGCCAUUAUUGGCCCUAACGGCUCAGGCAAAUCUAAUCUUAUGGACGCAAUAUCAUUUGUACUAUGCAUCAGGACGAGUACACUGAGGGGUAAUAAUCUGAGGGAUUUAAUAAAUAAAGUACCAGAUCCUUCAGAUCCACUGGAGAACAGAUUUGCCUAUGUAGCACUAACACUUAAAGGUGAUACCGAUUUCUCAACCUUCAAACGACUCAUUAAUCACAACGGACAUAUCUCAUACAUUUACAAUAACAAUGUGAUAACGUUUAAGGGAUAUACUGAGGCGUUACAUGAGUAUAAAAUUAAUACGUUGGGAUCUACAGGAUUAAUAUUUCAAGGUUCCGUAAAUGAUAUCAUCUCAAGAUCACCCUCAGAACUCACUAAACUAUUCGAAAACAUUUCUGGAUCAAUAUUGUAUGAGAAGCCGUAUAAUUAUAUGAGGGAUAAGAUUGCGAAGAUGAGAAUGGAAUAUAAGAACUUAUUGUUAAAGAAAAAGAACUUAAAUAACGAAUUAAAACAAUUUAAAACCAUGGACUCGACCAACAAGAAAUACCACAAACUUCUACAAAACCAUAAUGAGAUAAUGGUGAAGAAGAAUCUGUGCGAAUUUCAAAUUUUAGAACAUAAAUUCAAAUCCCACACCAACAAAUACUUCACACUUCUCAACGAGUAUAAGGAGGUGGUGAAGAGAUGGGAUGAGAGUAAUGGUAUGAAAAAUGAGUUAGAGGAGAAGCUGGCCAAUUUAUAUUACGAGCAGGGGAAAUUGAAUAGACAAAUACAGCAGAAGACACAAACACUCAACAGCUUACGCAACUCCAUGAUGGACUUUUUUUCCAAUAAAAUUACUCUGGAAAAUAAAAUUGACACACUAAACUCAGUCAUCACCUCCACCACUGAGGAUCAAACACUAUUACACACUCAGUCUCAGGAGUUAAAAAUAGCUAAAAGUGAACUUGAGAAGGAAAUUGAAUCACUAAACACAGAGCUAAAGAGCUGUGAGAAGGAUACAUUCACACUCUCAUCCGCACAGAUGACAGAGUUUAAUCGAUACCUGAAGGAAUUUAACACAUUGACUUCGGAUAACAAGAUUAAUAUUAAAAUUAUUCAAAAUAAUAUUAACCAAUUUACAACACAGUUGAAAUCCAUAAAGAGUAAGUUGAAGGGAAUGAGAUCACAGGAGGAGCAAGUAGUUGGCAAUUUAACAAAAUACACAGGAUUAAUCGAGGAAACAGAAUCCAAAAUGAGAGAUUUCAGAUCAUCACUAGAACAACUUCAAACACACAUGACCCAGUUAAAAGUUAGGAAGGAGAAGUUACAUACUCAAAACUGUGAAUUACAGGAUAAAAAAGAUAAUUAUACACAAAUGUUAACAUCAUUGAGUGUGUUGAAACAUGAGUAUAAUUAUAUGUUCAAGAGGAGUGUGCUGAAUAAUGAGAUGGCAAAGACAGUCCCCGGAGUGUUGGGGGAGGUAAUAUCUUUGUUUGAGUUAACGAAUGAAGCGUAUUCAACAGCUGUAAUGGCGUCGUUGGGCUUCAGAGCACAUGCAAUUGUGACUAGAGACUAUCAAACGAUUGCAAAAUGUAUUGAAUUUCUGAAGGAAAAAAAGGCUGAAAAAAGAGAUUUCAUCUCACUGCAACAACUUAAAUCUGAUAAAUCCACAACUCGCCAACACCUGUCACAUUUAUUGAGAAGGUUCAAUAAGUUAAAUUACGCAUUUGCAAUUGAUUUAAUUGAGCCAAAUGGUGACUCAGUGAGUAAUUUGUUUGAAUAUUUGCUGGGUGACACUGUGAUUGUGGACAACUUAGACGAGGCUGAACGGGUUGUUAAUUUGAGACAUGGUAGGGAUGGAGUAAAUUUACAGUUUAAUGUGGUGACUUUGAAAGGUCAAAUGAUAACAAGGAAUCGGACAAUAGUAGUUGGAUCAACACUAAGUACUAAAAAGAGUGAAAUGGAACUAGAGCUUAACAAAUACAAUAAAUUCAACGCACUUUUGAUUGAGGUUGAGAAGGAGUUACGGGAUAAUUCAGAUGAGACCAAGAGAAUUGAGACUGAACUCUCAAGUGGUACUGACAAGAUUGAAAGGUUCAAGAGAAAUUUACAACUAUUAUUAACCAAAUUGGAAUAUUUGAGAAAACAUAAAGAAUCGCUAGACUCACAGAGAAAUGAAUUGUCAGCCGAGUCCGACAAGUUGAUGACACAGUUGAAAUCUCUAGAGCAAACUUUACAAGAGUUGGAAAACAAACUAUCAUUAGAAAACGAACAAUUGGAUAAACUUAAGAAUGAACAUUUUGCACCUUUGAACACUAAGUUUGAGGUGUCAGAUGUGUAUGAAAUGGUAAUGUCGAGAGAUGACAAGGUGAAUAAUUUACAUAAUAACUUAAUGGGUAAAAAAAUGACAUUGAGUAGAUAUGAGACCGAUUUACUCGAAUUAGAGCGUAAAAUUGAAAGUAUAAACGGAAGAUUAUCAGACUUAAACGCACAGUUGACAGAUGUUAAGACCCAAUUACUCACGUUGAAGGAGGAUAAUUUAUCUUCAUGUGAUGGAAUUGAAACUGUACAAUCUGAAAUCACAUCACUCAAACAAUUAUUACAAGGUUACACCACUGAUAUUAACCUUUACACUGAACAACUAAAUAACAUAACUACUACAGAUGACAAGUAUGAUGUAAUGGAGGAGAUUAAUGGGUUGAAAGAGGAAAUUUAUCAAUUUCAUAGUCAGGCUAUGGCGUUGACGGAGUUUUGUAAAGUGCAUAAUCUACCCUUGAGAUUUUCAAUCACACCGAAAUCUCAGUCAGAAUCUCUAAAUUUAGAAGAGGAAAUGGAACAAAUUGUUCUAGGAUUUCCAAUACUGUCCAACGCCCACGAGUUUAGCAUAUCGAGCACGUCAGACUUGGAAUCGGAGUAUAAAUUAUUAUGUGAGACCCUCGUGAGUUUGAAGAAAUCACUCUCUAACCUCCGCUCGUACGGCGAUUUGGAAGAUAAAAUUGAAUCAACAACCGAGGAAAUAUCAUCCGUUGAUAAGGAAACUGAAACACUGAAGACACAAUUAGUCAAACUCGAAUCAGAUUUCAACAAGAUCAAACAUGAGAGAUCAGGCUUAUUUCUCCACUGUUUCGAAACCGUAAGGGAAAAUUUAGGCCCAAUUUACAGAAAAUUAUCACAAAAUGAAGAAGGCGCUGAAGGACAAGCCUUCCUAACUCUAGACGAUUUUCCCACAACUUCCACCACACCAACUAAUUCAGUUAAUACAUUUAAUAGUACAAUUGAUGGCACACUGAAUAAUAAUGGGAGCAAUACGGUGAAUAGUUUGGUUGAUUUGGAACCGUUUAAUAGAAGUAUAAGAUAUAAUACGAUACCUCCGAUGAAAAAAUACUUGAGCAUAAAUUUACAAAGUGGCGGUGAAAAGGCUUUGUCAUCUAUAGCUUUAUUGCUUUCAUUACAUAUUUAUAGAAAUUCGCCGUUUGUAGUUUUGGAUGAAAUUGACGCCAACAUUGACUCUGUGAAGCUGAACAAUCUAACCAAGUUCCUAAUGGAAAGCACAUUUCAAGUUAUCAUCAUCUCACUCAAGGAUAAAUUAUUCUCAAAAGCUCAAAGAUUAAUUGGAGUCUACAGGUCACACCCCCUGUGCACUUCCAAAUGCCUAGUACUCAAUCUAGAAAAUUAUCCCCCAGAUGAAUAAUUUUACUACACAUCUACUCGCUUAUACUUCAUGUUUGUUUUACCCGUAGUCAGGUCAUAUUCAGGUCAUAGUACUAUUUAAUGUUCUAACACUAUUUAAUGUUCUAACACUAUUUA
Molecule: messenger RNA, 4121 nt
Organism: Theileria parva strain Muguga
Lineage: Eukaryota; Apicomplexa; Aconoidasida; Piroplasmida; Theileriidae
Gene: SMC1
Exons: 7
Coding region: 37-4005 (1322 amino acids)
Biological process (GO): sister chromatid cohesion
Cellular component (GO): cohesin complex; nucleus; chromosome
Molecular function (GO): ATP binding; DNA binding; ATP hydrolysis activity
Source: RefSeq, a predicted model, not a curated record